UUAGUGUGACUUGCUUUUUGCUUUCAUUCCAAUUUCUUUGACAGUAUUACCCAUCUUUUUCCAUCAUUUUCCUUCCAUCAUGAAAACUGUCACUUGCACUGCUCCUGUUAACAUCGCUGUUAUUAAAUACUGGGGAAAGCGUGACACCGGUCUCAUCUUGCCCACCAACGACUCGCUCUCCGUCACUCUUUCUCAAGACAUCUUGCACUCCAAGACCACCAUCUCGGCUGCGAAGGAGUAUAGCCAUGAUCGACUUUGGUUGAAUGGAAAGGAAGAAGACAUCACCAAGAACAAGCGUAUGCACAACUGCUUCCGCGAGACUCGCGCCCUUCGUCAACAAAUGGAGCAGGAUGCCGCUCAACGUGGUGAAACUUUGGAACCAUUGUCAUCCUACAACGUGCAUGUGUGCUCCGAGAACAAUUUCCCUACAGCUGCUGGUUUGGCCUCUUCUGCAUCUGGUUUGGCUGCAUUGGUCUUCACCUUGGCUAAGCUUUUUGAUCUGCCCAGCAACAUGUCUGAACUUUCUCGUAUUGCUCGUCAAGGUUCUGGUUCAGCUUGCCGUUCUUUGUUCGGUGGAUUUGUUGCAUGGGAAAUGGGUUCCAAGGACGACGGUAGUGAUUCCCUUGCUGUUCAAGUGGCUCCCGAAACGCACUGGCCUGAAUUGGAAGCUUUGAUCUGCGUUGUUUCAGAUGAAAAGAAAGGUACAUCUUCUACGGAAGGUAUGCAACAUACUGUCAACACGUCUCCUCUCCUCCAACACCGUAUCAAGGAAGUUGUCCCUGCCCGUAUGGCUGAAAUGAAGAAGGCUAUCCACAAUCGUGAUUUCCAGACCUUUGCUGAACUCACCAUGCAGGACUCUAACCAGUUCCAUGCCGUCUGUCUCGAUACAUACCCUCCCAUCUUCUACUUGAACGAUACAUCGCGUGCUAUUAUGAAGAUCAUCCAUGAAUACAAUGCUACGUCACCCGAUGGCAAGCUCAAGGCCGCUUACACUUACGAUGCUGGCCCGAACGCCGUUAUUUAUGCUCCCAAGGAAAACAUGCGCGAAAUCAUUCAGCUUAUUGCCCACUAUUUCCCUGGUUCAUCUGACAAUUACUUUGUCGACCCUUACAAAUUGUUUACAUCCACACAAGACCUCGUCUCCGACUUCAAGCCCGCUGGCCAUGCUGCUUUCAACGAGAACUCCAUUCCUGUCUUCCCUGAAGGUAGCGUUAGCAGAUUGCUUCAUACCAAGACUGAUGAUGGACCACGUGUUCUUGGCCAAGAAGAGAGUUUGUUGAACGAGCAAGGAUUACCCAAGCGUGUCGCCGGCGUGUCUGUUUAAGCGCAGCAAAAUAGAACCAAUACAACAUAAAGAAGAAAAAAUUACAUACAUCCUUUUUUCCCCCCAAAGUAAUAGUUUUUUUUAAAAAGAAGAUACGAUUAAAGAUCAAAUUGUAAUAGUGGAAGCCAAUUCAUCCCUUGCUGUAUAAUCUCCGGU
Umbelopsis ramanniana AG is the source of this 1480-nucleotide messenger RNA. RefSeq lists its product as uncharacterized. The transcript has 2 exons. NCBI's taxonomy places the organism in Eukaryota, Fungi, Mucoromycota, Umbelopsidomycetes, Umbelopsidales, Umbelopsidaceae. Gene Ontology annotation, biological process: isoprenoid biosynthetic process; isopentenyl diphosphate biosynthetic process, mevalonate pathway. Gene Ontology annotation, molecular function: diphosphomevalonate decarboxylase activity; ATP binding. The record is from RefSeq and is a predicted model, not a curated record. Gene Ontology annotation, cellular component: cytosol. Bases 80 to 1324 code for a protein of 414 amino acids.